Mangifera indica (mango) is the source of this 3757-nucleotide messenger RNA. Its product is annotated as receptor protein-tyrosine kinase CEPR2-like. Bases 626 to 3550 code for a protein of 974 amino acids. NCBI's taxonomy places the organism in Eukaryota, Viridiplantae, Streptophyta, Magnoliopsida, Sapindales, Anacardiaceae. Gene Ontology annotation, molecular function: protein kinase activity; receptor serine/threonine kinase binding; ATP binding. Gene Ontology annotation, biological process: protein phosphorylation. The transcript is spliced from 3 exons. The record is from RefSeq and is a predicted model, not a curated record.
AACGCAAUCCGAAUUAUUACUACAUCGUCUUCUCCUUUUGUCACUAACCACUUCUGCUUCUUCACUUUCCAAUAUUUUUUUAUUUUUGUCUUCUUCCUUCUUCUCUAAGAUUAGUCUUUUUCUUCUUCUUCAUUUAUUGCUCAGUGCUUAGCUUUGUUUUCUUCUAGGGAGACUUUUAUUUCUGUAACUGACAAACUUUUCUUGGGAACUUGGUUUUAUUAUGAUCAAGUGAGUGGCUUUGGCUUUGUCAUUCUCUCCCUUUGUGUGAUUGGACUUGAUUCUAAAGCUCUGCUUUUUCUCGAGAAAAAUUCAGCUUUUAUUUAGAGUUGAACCGACAAUUCUUCCUUUCGGAAGCAACCCACUUGAGUUUUCAUCCUCUGUGGAUAAAUAUUAAUACAAGAGGCGAUACUUCUUUGCUUUCACGAGGUUCUCUCGUUCAUGGGAAGUUUCUGAAGGUUUAGAAUUUUUACAGAGAAAGUUUUGAAUAGCUUGAAGACGUUUAAAGUUUGAAGCUUUUUCAGAUUUCUGCUGUUUCAAGGAUGCUACAGCCAAUGUCAAUAAUGGAGUUUAUAAUUCUAGCCUAGUGGAUUCUUAAAUUACCAUCUUGUCCCUCAGUUUUUACAAAAUGACUAGAAACUUAGCGCUAUCCUUGCAAGUCUCGACAGUAUUGUGCUUCAUUGCUUGUAUUUUCCCACCAUCAGUGUCAGUGAGUGUUGAAACACAAGCACUUCUUCAGUUCAAAAACCAGCUAAUAGAUCCCUUGGGGGUUUUGGAUUCAUGGAAAGAUUCUGCACAUUCUCCAUGCCAAUUCUGGGGAAUUACUUGUGAUUCAGUUACUGGGAAAGUCACAGAAAUUUCACUUGAUGACAAGUCUUUAUCUGGUGAGGUUUCGCCUUCCAUUUCGGUACUUGAUAGCCUUACCAAUCUUUCGUUGCCUUCAAAUUCCAUUUCUGGGAAGCUUCCUUCAGAACUAAGCAAUUGUAGCAAUCUCAAAGUGUUGAAUGUGACGGCAAAUCAUAUGGCUGGAGACCUCCCAGACCUUUCCAUAUUGAAAAACUUGCAAAUUUUAGAUUUAUCGAAUAACAGCUUUACAGGUAGAUUCCCUAGUUGGGUGGCUAAAUUAACAGGACUGGUUUCACUUGUUGUUGGUUCAAAUAAAUAUGUUGAGGGUGAAAUUCCAGCUAGCAUUGGGAACUUGAAGAACUUGACAUUGCUCUAUUUGGCUGACUGCAAUUUGAAGGGUGAAAUCCCAGAAUCUAUUUUUGAACUGAAGGAAUUAGACACCUUUGAUAUAUCUAAAAAUGCAAUUUCUGGGCCUCUCUCAAGAUCAAUUUCUAAUUUCCGGAAACUUACGAAGAUUGAGGCAUAUAGGAACAAUUUGACUGGGAACAUCCCUCGGGAACUUGCUGAGCUCACUCUUUUGCAAGAAAUUGAUAUAUCUGAUAACCAGAUGUCUGGGGAAUUGCCUGAAGGGAUUGGAAAUCUGAAGAACCUAACAGUUUUUCAAUGCUAUAACAACAAAUUUUCUGGAAAAUUGCCCUCUGGAUUUGGGGAUAUGCAACAUCUUAUUGGUUUCUCAAUUUAUGAAAACAGUUUCUCUGGGGAAUUCCCUGCAAAUUUCGGUCGAUAUUCACCACUCGACAGUAUUGACAUAUCUGAAAAUUUUUUUUCAGGUAGUUUUCCCAAGUUUUUAUGUGAAGCAAGGAAAUUGCAUGCCUUGCUUGUCCUGAACAAUAAUUUUUCAGGAGAGGUCCCAGAUUCCUAUGAUGAGUGCAAAACUCUUCAGAGGUUGCGAAUUAAUAAGAAUCGGUUGUCUGGGAAGGUUCCUGAUGGUCUUUGGGCACUGCCAAAAGCAGAAAUAAUCGAUUUUGGUGACAAUGACUUUAUUGGAGGGAUUUCCCCAAAUAUUCAAUUUUCCACUAGCUUGAAAAAUUUGGCUCUGCAAAAUAAUAGCUUCUCAGGGGAGCUUCCUUCAGGACUUGGAAAGUUAUCAAACUUGCAGAGACUUGUCUUGAAUAUGAAUAAUUUCUCUGGUGAAAUACCUUCUGAAAUCGGUACUUUAAAGCAGUUAUCAUCCUUGCAUUUGGAAGAUAAUUCAUUAACAGGAUCAAUACCAAUGGAACUGGGCUACUGUACUAAACUGGUGGACUUGAAUCUUGCUCGGAAUCUAUUGAGUGGUAACAUUCCACAUACAUUUUCACAACUGACCUCUUUGAACGCCCUGAAUCUUUCUGAAAAUAGACUCACGGGUUUUAUCCCAGAUUCAUUUAGGAAACUGAAGCUAAGUUCUGUUGAUUUGUCGGAGAACCAAUUGUCAGGAAGCGUUCCUUUAUAUCUUUUAAGGAUGGGUGGAGACGAAGCGUUUAUUGGUAACAAAGGAUUCUGCGUGGACCAAGGUACUAAAACCCUUAUGAAUUCAAGUCUGGAUGUUUGCCCUGGAAAGCAAAGUCAGAAAAAGUUUAAAAAUACAUGGGUCCUCUUCUGUGUCAUAGCAGCUGCCUUGGUUGUUGUUCUAGCUGGAUUACUGCUUGUGAGUUAUAAAAACUUCAUGCUUGAAGCUGAUAUGCAAAAUGAUUUGGAUGAGGUGAAACAUAUAGAUCCAAAAUGGGAACUUGCCUCUUUCCACCAAAUGGAUAUUGAUGCUGAUGAAAUAUGUAACGUGGAUGAAGAAAAUCUAAUUGGCAUUGGUGGCACGGGAAAAGUUUAUCGCCUGGAUUUGAAGAAAAAUCGUGGUACAGUUGCUGUUAAACAACUAUGGAAAAGUGAUGCUGUGAAGCUUUUCGCAGCAGAAAUGGCGAUCUUGGGCAAGAUCAGGCACAGAAAUAUACUGAAACUUUAUGCUUGUCUACUGAAAGGAGGAUCGAAUUAUCUGGUGUUUGAGUACAUGGCCAAUGGUAAUCUGUUUGAAGCCCUUCACAAAAAGGUAAAAGGUGGGCAACUAGGACUUAAUUGGUGUCGGAGGUACAAAAUUGCUCUAGGAGCUGCUAAGGGAAUUGCAUAUCUGCACCAUGAUUGCUCUCCUCCUAUCAUUCACAGAGAUAUAAAAUCAAGCAACAUUUUACUUGAUGAAGAUCACGAGCCAAAAAUUGCUGAUUUUGGGGUUGCAAAAAUUGCAGACAAGUCUCAAAAAGGUUUUGAAUAUAGCUGCUUUGCCGGAACAAUUGGUUACAUUGCACCCGAGAUGGUAUAUACUUUAAAAGUCACCGAGAAGAGCGAUGUAUAUAGUUUUGGUGUGGUGCUACUGGAGUUGGUUACUGGAAGAAGAGCAUUGGAGGAAGAGUAUGGAGAUGGAAAAGAUAUAGUUGACUGGGUUUCAACUCAUCUCUAUAACCGUGAAAACAUCCUCAAGCUUCUCGACGAUGAAGUUGCAUCUGUAACCAUCCAAGAGAACAUGAUUGAUGUCUUGAUGAUUGGUGUUCUAUGCACCAACAAGCUCCCAGGUCUUCGCCCAUCCAUGAGAGAAGUUGUCAAAAUGCUUGUCAACGCUGAUCCUUGCAUUUACAGGUCUCCAGAUGGUGGCUCAGACAAAUCUGGGAAAAUCAUUCUGUAGUUAAAGGUCUGGUAGUGGUAGCUAAUAGCUUAUCUUUAAAUGUUAUAAAUUCUCUUUCAAUUAUUAGUUUCUUCUACAUUUUGCCAGAAAAAUUGUUGAUAUUUAAUACUUCUGCUUCUUACUUAUGAAGCUUUCUCUGUAUCAUUGAGUGGAUUCGAAGUUGUGAUAUAAAUAUAUAUUAAAAAUGUGAUGUUUGCUAUUGUAAAA